UCAUGGACUAGCUCUGCUGCUGCCUGCAAACCAUACUGCUGCAGUGCUGCUCGUCUCUUCCGUCACCGAACCUCCGCCGCCGCCGCCGUCUCUACAACAAGCAAAUAUGUCAUUUAGAGGGAGAGGGAGAGGUAGAGGAGGAAGAUUUGGAGGAGGAGGGGGUGGUGGGUUUGGGUUUGCAAGACAAGAGCCUUAUGUUGAAUUUCCUGAAGUUGAAUUACCUGAUCGCAAAGGAGUGAAGGAGGAAAGGGUAUUAGUUGUUGGAAAUGCUAAGCUGGUAAAUUUUUGGAAAUCCUCGCCUUAUUAUCUUGAAGAUACUAGUUCAAAGAAGAGCCAGAACAUGGACGUAGAAAGAUUUUCUGACCGGGGGAAGUCAAAGACCACAUUAAAACGUGAUUCACUUGGAAAUUUUCUACUACUCCAGCCUUCGAAUUUUCCUAAAGAACUUAUUGCAGGGACAAAGUGGGACCGACCAAAUCCCAAAAAAGUUCGAUGGGACUCGCACUCAGAAGUGCAAAAGUGGGAUCUGUUUGAAAAGCUUGAGCAGAAGUAUGAGGGCCGCGAUGAGAAAGGUGAAAAGGAAAAGAAAGAAGGCGAUGAGGAGGAGGAAGAUGAUGAAGAAGAAGUAGAAGAUGCGGAGGAAGAAUUAAGUGAUGAUGAUUAUAAUCAGAAUGUUGAUUUUGACGACGACGACGACGAUUACAAUGAUGCGGACGAUGGUGGUAAUGAUGAACCUGAAUAUUAGGUGCUCUACAAAGAACGUUUCCUAGCCUUUUUUUCUGACAGCUUGGUGCAAGAUUUGUGAAUAUGAAGUAUUCUAGGUGGGUUACAAAUGAGAGAAUGGUCAUUUCAGUUCAUAAACUUGUGUGCCGGAAUUAGUUAGAUCUAAUUUCAUCUAUUCGGGUCUAAUUGAUCUAGAAAUUUAUUUAUAAGUUCAGGUCAAAUGGAUUCAAAUUUUCUUA
Messenger RNA from Mercurialis annua (annual mercury), 962 nucleotides. RefSeq lists its product as uncharacterized. Bases 107 to 745 code for a protein of 212 amino acids. NCBI's taxonomy places the organism in Eukaryota, Viridiplantae, Streptophyta, Magnoliopsida, Malpighiales, Euphorbiaceae. Gene Ontology annotation, biological process: transcription by RNA polymerase III. The record is from RefSeq and is a predicted model, not a curated record. The transcript is spliced from 9 exons. Gene Ontology annotation, cellular component: RNA polymerase III complex.